Molecule: messenger RNA, 2829 nt
Organism: Paralichthys olivaceus (Japanese flounder)
Lineage: Eukaryota; Metazoa; Chordata; Actinopteri; Pleuronectiformes; Paralichthyidae
Gene: zbtb44
Product: zinc finger and BTB domain containing 44
Biological process (GO): regulation of transcription by RNA polymerase II
Molecular function (GO): protein binding; DNA-binding transcription factor activity, RNA polymerase II-specific; RNA polymerase II cis-regulatory region sequence-specific DNA binding
Source: RefSeq, a predicted model, not a curated record
AGUGUAAACAGUGGGAGUCCCUGAGCUGCGGUGCAUGUCGCUGACUGUGACGCUUCCUGUUUCUUACAGUACGGUACAGUGAGGGAUGCGCGUUGCAUUGUGGGGAUACAAACACGGCGCACGGAGAGCAGCGGGGAGCACAAAGGAUUAAAACCAGCACCUCGGAAACUUUCUGCACCGGCGGGGUUGUGAUGUGAAUUCACGUCGGCGUCAUUCGGACCGUGAGGUUUGGCGGGUGGCGGGCUGACAGCUGCCCGAGAGGCGGUGCAGGGACCGAGGGUGAGCGGCGUGGAGCAGCAGCGCGCACCGCGGGCUCCGCGCGACCGACCGACCGACCGAACCGCCGCUGCUUUUGUCAGCCGAGCCGUUCGCAUCCCGAGGCCCGGGCCGCUAUCGCAGGCCUCCCCCCGCACCAGGUAAACUCUUUCCCCCCCACAGUCAGCGGGAUUACGAUAACCCCCGCAGUCCACGCGUGUGUCGGGCCGCGUCGUUGUCCGGGUAUCGAUCGGGAAAACGGAACCAUCUAAUGGCUCCGCGGUGCUCUGGCUAGCGCUAGCCUGGUGGCUAACAGUAGCGAAUGAGAGCAGGGUUAUUCGCGGUCAAACCGGGGAUGUGGCUAAACCGACUUCAAAAUAAAUGGGGACGCAUUUCCUGUGCAGAGUCAGGAAGUGACUCCAACAUGGGGGUCAAAACCUUCACUCACAGCUCCACCUCUCACAGCCAGGAGAUGCUGGAGAAGCUGAACGCUUUACGCAACGAGGGUCACCUAUGUGAUGUCACCAUCCGUGUCCAAGACAAGCUCUUCCUGGCCCACAAAGUGGUCCUCGCCUGCUGCAGUGAAUUCUUCCGCUCCAAACUGGUGGGCCGGCCGGAGGAGGAGGACAAGUUUGUGUUGGACCUUCACCAUGUGACUGUUAGUGGCUUCGCUCCUCUGUUGGAAUAUGCGUACACGUCGACCCUUUCCAUCAGCACCGAGAAUAUCAUCGAUGUCCUGGCGGCUGCAAGUUAUAUGCAGAUGUUUGCUGUGGCGAGCACAUGUUCAGAGUUCAUGAAGUCAAGUAUUCUGUGGAGCCCAGGUAACAACAACAACAACAACAACAACAUGGCAGCAGAUAAACCACAUGAAUCAGCACAAGAGAGUGCCUCAUCAAACUGUGCCCUGACACCAUUGGACGGCAGCGUUUCACCUGUGUCGUCGGACUGUAGCGUGAUGGAGAGAAAUGUGCCAAUAUGCCGCGAAUCGCGACGGAAGCGCAAGAGCUUUGUAACGAUGGCGUCGCCUGAGAGUCCACUCAAAUGCACUACACAGAUUGUCACCACCUCCCCUCAGAUCCCCAACCCAUCCCCCUCGUUCUCAGACAGCACAGCCCAGCCUGUGGAGUCCUCCCUGGCCUUUCCAUGGACUUUCCCAUUCGGCAUCGACCGAAGGUUCCACUCAGACAAAUCAAAGCUCCCAGAAAGCCCUCGUUGUUUAGAGCAGGGCGCUCCAGGGACCUCAGAGGUCGUGGUUGGCCGGCGGCUCAGUGACUACCUGACGUGUGAGAGCUCCAAGGCAGUGUCGUCGCCAGUGCCCGCAGAAGAGGAAGAUGUGAGGGUGAAGGUGGAGCGUCUUAGUGAUGAGGAGGUCCAAGAGGCGUCCUCUCAACCAGUCAGUGCCUCCCAGAGUUCGCUGAGUGACCAGCAGACGGUGCCAGGGAGUGAACAGGUCCAGGAGGAGCUCCUCAUCAGUCCACAGUCAUCCUCUAUAGGGUCGAUGGAUGAGGGAGUGUCUGAGGGAUUGCCGUCAAUGCAGAGCACGUCUAACGCUGGAGGACAUGCAGAAGAUGAUGAAAGGUUGGAUGGUAUUCAGUAUCCAUACCACCUCUACAUCAGCCCUUCAGCCCGACCAGGCACCAAUGGCCCUGAUCGGCCUUUUCAGUGUCCAACCUGCGGAGUCCGAUUCACACGUAUUCAAAAUCUGAAGCAGCACAUGCUCAUACACUCCGGCAUUAAGCCUUUCCAGUGUGACCGCUGUGGGAAAAAGUUCACACGGGCCUACUCCCUAAAGAUGCAUCGGCUGAAGCACGAAGGUAAACGCUGUUUCCGGUGCCAGAUUUGUAGCGCCACAUUCACGUCCUUCGGUGAAUAUAAGCACCACAUGAGGGUCUCCCGACACAUAAUCCGCAAGCCGCGGAUUUACGAGUGCAAAACGUGCGGCGCCAUGUUCACCAACUCUGGCAAUUUAAUUGUACACCUGAGGAGUCUGAACCAUGAGGCAUCCGAGCUAGCAAACUACUUCCAGAGCAGUGAUUUCCUCGUGCCCGACUACCUGAGCCAGGUACAGGAGGAGGAGGAGGUGCUGGGAGUGCAGUAUGAGCUGGAGGAGUCCCAGCAUCACCCCGUCUACCCAGGCAGCACCUCCACCACCACUGCCACCUCAUCCUCCUCCUCAGUCCAGAUGCCCGUCAUCUCCCAGGUCUCCUCCUCUACCCAGAAUUGUGAGAGUUCCUCUGGCUUCCUUUCACCCGAGCCUCUGGAUCCCAUGGAAGCCCAAGCCUCCCUCAAGAUGGACGCUGACGAGACGGCAGCCACGACAGAGGAGACCAAGAUGGACGACAGUGUAGGUGGCAGUUCCCCAGAGGUGUUUGAAGAAGUGCAGCAGCAGCACGCCCAGGCCAAGGAGAUGGUUUCUAUCACCAUAGAAUGAUUAAAGAAGUCUUGCACUUGCUCAUCUUGUCUUAUUUUGCAGCCAUGUCAUAUGGGAAUAUCUGUCGGAGCGACUGGACACGUGCACAUGUUUGAAAUGUCAUCAUGUAAAGCCACCAUGAUUAAAGUUACCUGAAGACUUCA